AUGGCGAAAGAAGAGCCCGAUGUUCAGCUGUGCAAAGAAUCUACGGAUGAAUCAGCGAGCCAACCCCAAGGUAAACAAAUAAAUAUCCUUCUUACUUUUUAUUCAGAUCACAAUAUGUAUAAAAAACAGUCACAGUUUCUUAAAUAUAUUUGUAUUUUAUUUACCGCGAAGAAGAAAACACGGUUUGGUUUGUGGACACGUGUGAGUAUUAAGAUUCACUGAAACCCAUAAGCAAGAUUCCUAUUGAAAUCACUCCUAACUUUAAUGUUCCCGGAUACUUCCAGGUAAGUACAGGUUCCAGAUUAAACUGCUUAUAUGCUACAUAAGAUCAUAGUCAGAUCUUUGAUUUGACUAAAAAAUAUCAGAAUUUUGACAAAAUUGUUCAUGUAAAGGUAUCGAAGUUCUCAGUACUUAAAAAAUGCAAUGUUCUUAAACUAUAAACUAUGUUUACAACUACACAGAUCCAUUUCCCGACACAGACAAUGACAAAGACUGUCAGUCAAAUGUUACUACAUCAGAUGCACAGUGUCAGACAAGCCUUACAGUGGAGGAUAUGGAGAGGGAAGCAUGUUUUAUUCGAAACUCUACAACAGAACUUAACGAGUUAAAGAAACAACUACUGAAUAUAGAGAUAUCUCGACAGGCAUUCUCUAAAAAUGAUGAGAAAACUAAGUUUUAUACUGGUAUUCCAGAUUUUGUUUUACUGACUCACGUUUUUAAUUUAUUUGCCCCACCUGUCAAGCAUACAUCUACCAAUGUCCUCUCGCAGUUUCAAGAAUUUUUAAUUACUUUAAUGAAGCUUAAGUAG
This is a messenger RNA of Porites evermanni, 808 nucleotides long. NCBI's taxonomy places the organism in Eukaryota, Metazoa, Cnidaria, Anthozoa, Scleractinia, Poritidae. The record is from the annotation of a GenBank genome assembly.